This is a messenger RNA of Daldinia caldariorum, 1633 nucleotides long. RefSeq lists its product as uncharacterized. Bases 257 to 1315 code for a protein of 352 amino acids. The transcript has a single exon. The record is from RefSeq and is a predicted model, not a curated record. Lineage: Eukaryota; Fungi; Ascomycota; Sordariomycetes; Xylariales; Hypoxylaceae.
UCAUCAUUCUUUCAAUAAUGGAGGUAAUAGAGGUUACACGAACCGCCAAGGAUUUCGCGGGGGGCGCGAUCGUGGUUAUGGCCGCGGAAGAGGUACCUAUGGUAAUCAGUUCUCCCGGAACCGUAACCAGCCGAAUCGAGGCAAGUACCACAGUCAACGCGCAAUCAUAAGCUAUUUCGCUGGUGAGGAUGUAGGUAACCUUGACCAAUCAAGCACCUUCCACGACUCUAAGGAGCAUCCGGGCCAAUUAUCAUUCAUGCUACUUUUCCAUAAUGCCAAUCCCCGCUGGCCUGACGACGGCAUCGUAUUUGCAAAAUCCAGACUCAACUUAUUGCCGGAAUACAACGUAAAGACAGAGGAAUAUGGAGAAUGGCCAACUGUUAAACAGCCAGAGACCUCUCAAGGCUCAGAUGCAAUUGUGGAUGCCAAUCCCAAGGAAAACAUGUCCCAGUCCGCUGCUAAGGACGAUGAAGCAGGCCACGUUGUGACCGCUAUCAAAUCCUUGUCUGUCACCGAUGAAGAGAAAGCGGAAACUACUACACCUUCUGAGUCAGUCCAAGCAGAUGAGACACCUGCUGAAGAAACAUCGUUGGGCUCCAAUAUCCGUAUGAAGUACAGUGACGUCCGCAAUCUACCACUGGAAGAACAAGAGCGCCUGGUGGAGAAGCAGAAGCAGAAACGCUGGAGGCCACAAGAACUACCUCAAUUCACGUACGCCCCCGUUCCGCCUAUUGACUAUGCUCCGUCUACACAUGCGCCUAUCGCCGCUUUCGAAGAGCGCCACUCUUUGGACUACGGAAAUAAUAGGUCCAUGUUUAUCUUUGUAGGCUGGUAUCGUAUCACACAUAUCAGCGUUCUGGCGCCAUACUCGGAAGAGCUCGUUCGCAUGCAGCAACAAAAGUGGGAGCGUCGCGACCGCUAUGGAAACGUUCUUCCUGGAAAGGCUCGCGAUGCCGCGGCGUGGAAGGAAUCGCUCAAGACGUCGUGGGCAGUCGUUAAGUUCGAGAAGAUUGGCGGCGACGAAGCCCCCGCUGUUCCCGACAUAGAAACGCUACCCAAGGUUGGCUUUGGAAAAUACCCUGAGAUUGUUUGGGGCAGAGGUUGGGGGAAGAGAGAGGGGGCGGCUGAGAAAAACCUGCAGGGGAUUGCGAAGGUGAAGGAAGACAUGGGCGAAAGAGAGGAAGAAACGUCUGCCAGUGUAGAGGAGGACAAAAAGGCACCUGCUGACAACAUUCGCCCAGAAGAACCAGGCAAGCAGCCAGAGCCAACCAAGGUAGAGACGGAUAAUAAUGAAGGGAAGCAAGUUGAGAUGUAAGAUAAAAAAGAAAGGUGAUCCUAACAGGACGAGGCGGCAGAGAGGGAGAUGGAAAAAUGCUUCUUCUGUUCAGCGCUCUCGGACUUAUCACAUACCUUCUAUUCCGGCAUCUGCAUGCCAGGUAGGUAGGUACCUAGGAGGUAGGUAGGUGCCGAUAUCUCAAAACUGUGUGCAACAGAAUUAGAGCCUAAAAGGGCCAGGUAGUCUGCCUUACAUGAGCGAUGGUUAUCACAGGUCAUGUGGCGAAUAUUUCUGCGCUAUGAAUUAAUCUCAAAUACUUUUACCUUUGACAUGGUGGUGGCACUGUCAUGAUAUUUA